CUUUUUUUCUCUGUAAUUUGUUGUAUCAUAUAUUAAUAUCAUUGAUGUACUUCUAAAGAAAUAAAAUCGAAUCCUAACCAAUCGGUAUUGCAAACGACAUGCACAUCAUACUCGACUGACGUCUUGUCAAUGUUUAUAACAGUACCACAAUGAUCGUUAUUGUGAUCCUUAUAACAUAAAUUUCUAUUAAACGUAUCAACACUUUCAAUCUAGUCGUACACUUUCAAUAAAAUAUCAUCUUAUGUCAUGCGCAAAUAUCAAAAUUUAAGUAAUUGUCAAAUUCUGUAAUUCUCUAUACUAAAUAACCAUUUUUCAUCAAAAUUUAAACCAUGUCUUGUCAAAAGAAAGUAUCUGAUGGAAACAAGAACAUAAAGAGCAUUUAUGCAAGAAGUAUUUUUGAUUCAAGAGGUAAUCCUACCGUGGAAGUUGAUCUUAAAACAGAUAUAGGUAUGUUUAGAGCUGCUGUUCCCUCCGGCGCCAGUACUGGAGUACACGAAGCUUUAGAACUCAGAGAUGGCACAAAAAACUUGUAUCAUGGUAAAAGCGUUUUUAAAGCGAUUGAGAAUAUCAACGAUAUAAUCGCGCCGGCUCUUCUGGAAAAAGAUUUCGAUGUACUUGAACAAGAAACGAUAGAUAAGUUCAUGAUAGAUCUCGAUGGUACUGAAAAUAAAUCUAAAUUAGGAGCGAACGCGAUAUUAGGUGUGUCUUUGGCCAUUUGUAAAGCCGGAGCUGCUAAAAAAGGUAUUCCUCUGUACAAACAUAUAGCCCAGUUAGCUGGCAAUAAAAAUCUCAUUCUUCCUGUUCCUGCUUUCAAUGUUAUUAACGGCGGAUCUCAUGCUGGAAACAAAUUAGCUAUGCAAGAGUUUAUGAUACUUCCUACUGGAGCUACUUCGUUUACAGAAGCGAUGCGGAUGGGAAGCGAAACCUAUCACCAUUUGAAGAAAGUCAUUCAUGAAAAAUUCGGUUUAGAUGCCACUGCUGUAGGUGAUGAAGGAGGGUUUGCUCCAAAUAUAGACAGUGCAGAGGAUGCUUUACAACUAAUAGCAACUGCUAUUGACAAGGCCGGAUAUACGGGAAAGAUAGAAAUCGGUAUGGACGUGGCAGCUUCUGAAUUUUUCAAAGAUGGUUUAUAUGAUUUAGACUUCAAAAAUCCAAAUUCAGACAAGUCCAAAUGGAUCGAUGGCAAUACUCUAUUCCAAACGUAUCAGUCGUUUAUAAAUAAGUUUCCUAUAGUAUCUAUUGAAGAUCCAUUCGAUCAAGACGACUUUCCCACUUGGAAACAAAUGACUUCUAGUGUCCAAAUCCAAAUUGUAGGUGAUGAUCUUACCGUUACUAACCCAAAGAGGAUUCAAAUGGCUGUAGACGCUGGCGCUUGUAACUGUUUGCUAUUGAAAGUUAACCAAAUUGGAUCCGUUACCGAGUCAAUACAAGCACAUCAAUUAGCAAAAAGUAACGGAUGGGGUACAAUGGUAUCACACAGGUCGGGAGAAACCGAAGAUACUUUUAUAGCUGAUUUAGUGGUAGGGUUGUCAACAGGGCAAAUUAAAACCGGAGCACCUUGCAGAUCCGAACGUCUUGCUAAAUAUAAUCAGAUAUUGAGAAUCGAGGAAGAGCUAUGUAAAUCAGCGAAAUAUGCCGGCAAGGAUUUCAGAAACCCAAAUUGAAAAUGACAUGAUAUUUAUCACUUUUUUAACUUUCUCGUUUAUUACAAUUUUGGUAAAAUAAAAAGAUUCAUAUAUAAA
Messenger RNA from Diorhabda carinulata, 1742 nucleotides. RefSeq names its product enolase-like. Gene Ontology annotation, cellular component: phosphopyruvate hydratase complex. Gene Ontology annotation, molecular function: magnesium ion binding; phosphopyruvate hydratase activity. The record is from RefSeq and is a predicted model, not a curated record. Gene Ontology annotation, biological process: glycolytic process. The transcript has a single exon. NCBI's taxonomy places the organism in Eukaryota, Metazoa, Arthropoda, Insecta, Coleoptera, Chrysomelidae. Bases 330 to 1664 code for a protein of 444 amino acids.